Messenger RNA from Dibothriocephalus latus, 1071 nucleotides. The record is from the annotation of a GenBank genome assembly. NCBI's taxonomy places the organism in Eukaryota, Metazoa, Platyhelminthes, Cestoda, Diphyllobothriidea, Diphyllobothriidae.
AUGCCUGCGGAAAAUGACCUCUAUAAUGGCAAAGAAGUUACCGCCUCAGCCCGUGUACAAAUCCUUGAUAGUGGCAGUUUGCGUAUUGAACAGGUAACCUGGACCGAUGCCGGUGUAUACUGCCAAUUCGUUCCGUUGAACGGAAUACUUGAACUUACUUGCAAAGUUGCUGGUGAGCCCCAGCCUUUGGUCAUGUGGAAACGUGAUCCUCCUGUCCCAGUCAUUCCUUCCAACCGUGCCACGCUUCUUUCAGACGGUUCACUUCGGAUUGUAAAUGUACAGCCUGAAGAUGUAGGAAACUAUAUUUGUCAAGCGAGUAGCGAGGGAGGCGUCGUUGAGGCUGUUGCUCGUGUUGACAUCAUUAGUUCGCCUGGGUUUACUUCAACGCCACCAGGGCUUGUAGUUACCCUCGAGGGCACUACUAUACAACUACCCUGUGCUGCAUCGGGCUCACCUACUCCGGAGCUCCGUUGGAUUCGUAAAGAUACUUCGAAUUAUUACGUCGGUGGAAUAACGACUUCAUCCGACAGAAUAACUACCAGUGAUACGGGGUCGCUUAUAAUUAAAUCUGCUCGCAUAUCAGACACCGGGACUUACGAAUGCAGAGCUUCCUCGGCAGUCGGUGGAGCUGUGAUUGGAGACUUACACCCAUUCUCCUGCUACGAGGUUUCUGUGAAGGCGUUUAAGAACGAUUUCACUUACGGCAAGAUUUGGAGCCGUGAAACCCAAGCUGAACUCGUUUUGAGUCUGGAUUCUACACCUAGUCAAGCUCCGCAACUUCGGUCCGCCAGCUGGUUAUCUGGACAUAUGGAUACCAAAUCAGGCAACAGGGCUUCACAAGUUUCAAUUGACCUGACUUUCACGGGAACAUCCCAAAACUUCAAUUCACACUCAUUUGGAUCUUCGUCGAACCGCUCGAUAUUUGGCAGUUCGUACCAGAUAAGUUCUCACGGGAUUCGGCUCAACUGGGCUCCUUUGGACCUUCACGUUUCCCAUGGAGCCCUCCUGGGUUAUUCAAUACACAUAAUCGCCAACGAAUCGGAAUUCAGUCAGUCAAAGAAGGUAACAUAA